CGCACUUAAAAGCGCCGCCCCCGCGCCGCCCGCGCAGGUUCUUCGUCUCCGCCCGCGGGGCCCGGAGCUAGAGCGGCGCGCAGAGGCCCGGGGCCCGGAGCCCGGAGCCGCCGCCGCCGCCGCCGCGAUGUUUCCCCGGGAGGCGACGUGGAACAUCUCGUUCGCGGGCUGCGGCUUCCUCGGCGUCUACCACGUCGGCGUGGCCUCCUGCCUCCGCGAGCACGCGCCCUUCCUGGUGGCCAACGCCGCGCACAUCUACGGCGCCUCGGCCGGGGCGCUCACGGCCACGGCGCUGGUCACCGGGGCCUGUCUGGGUGAGGCUGGUGCCAACAUCAUCGAGGUGUCUAAAGAGGCCCGGAAGCGGUUCCUGGGUCCCCUGCACCCCUCCUUCAACCUGGUGAAGACCAUCCGUGGCUGCCUGCUAAAGACCCUGCCUGCUGACAGCCACGAGCGUGCCAGUGGGCGCCUGGGCAUCUCCCUGACCCGCGUGUCGGAUGGCGAGAACGUCAUCAUAUCCCACUUCAACUCCAAGGACGAGCUCAUCCAGGCCAAUGUCUGCAGCACGUUCAUCCCUGUGUACUGCGGCCUCAUCCCUCCCUCCCUCCAGGGGGUGCGCUAUGUGGAUGGUGGCAUUUCAGACAACCUGCCGCUCUACGAGCUGAAGAACACCAUCACGGUGUCCCCCUUCUCGGGCGAGAGUGACAUCUGCCCACAGGACAGCUCUACCAACAUCCACGAGCUUCGGGUCACCAACACCAGCAUCCAGUUCAACCUGCGUAACCUCUACCGCCUCUCCAAGGCCCUCUUCCCGCCUGAGCCCAUGGUGCUGCGGGAGAUGUGCAAGCAGGGCUACCGGGACGGCCUGCGCUUCCUGCGGCGGAACGGCCUCCUGAACCGGCCCAACCCCUUGCUGGCGUUGCCCCCCACUCGCCCUGACGGCCCAGAGGACGAGGAGGAGGACGAGGCCGUGGAGAGCGCCCGAGCGGAGGAUCACUCGCAGCCGUCGGGGGAAGGUCACAUCCUGGAGCACCUGCCCGCUCGGCUUAAUGAGGCCCUGCUGGAGGCCUGUGUGGAGCCCAGGGACCUGAUGACCACCCUCUCCAACAUGCUGCCCGUGCGCCUGGCCACGGCCAUGAUGGUGCCCUACACGCUGCCGCUGGAGAGCGCCGUGUCCUUCACCAUCCGCCUGCUGGAGUGGCUGCCCGACGUUCCCGAGGACAUCCGGUGGAUGAAGGAGCAGACGGGCAGCAUCUGCCAGUACCUGGUGAUGCGCGCCAAGAGGAAGCUGGGCCGCCACCUGCCCUCCAGGCUGUCGGAGCAGGUGGAGCUGCGCCGCGCCCAGUCGCUGCCCUCCGUGCCGCUGUCCUGCGCCGCCUACAGCGACGCACUGCCCGGGUGGAUGCGCAACAACCUGUCGCUGGGGGACGCGCUGGCCAAGUGGGAGGAGUGCCAGCGCCAGCUGCUGCUCGGCCUCUUCUGCACCAACGUGGCCUUCCCGCCGGACGCUCUGCGCAUGCGCGCGCCCGCCGCCCCCGCGGACCCCGCCCCCUCGCUGAGCGCCCCGCCCCGCUGACCCCGCCCCCUCGCUGAGCGCCCCGCCCCGCUGACCCCGCCCCCUCGCCGAGCGCCCCGCUCCUGCAGCCCGGCCCGUGAGUCGGUGCCCUGGGGCUGCCCGAUACCCCGACCCCUGUCCAUGACCACUGCGGAGUGAGGAGGAGGGGGCCCUGCGGGGGAUCCCCGCCAGCCACUCACAGCUGCACUGAGUGGGGAGGUUUGCACCCCACCACCCCCCCCCCGGGGCCGCUGAGGCCCGCGCACCUGUGCCUUAGUCGUCCUUCCCCGUGCUGCCCGCGCCCCUCCCACCCUUACUCCGAGAACUCUGCAGCUGCUCUUCCCUCCACGUUUUUCGUGUCCUGCUGAAAAGCCUGUGUGAAGAAUUAUUUAUUUUCGCCAAAGCACAUGUAAUAAAUGCUGCAGCCCAGCCUCUGCCCA
Sapajus apella (tufted capuchin) is the source of this 1992-nucleotide messenger RNA. It is a transcript of the gene PNPLA2, whose product is annotated as patatin like phospholipase domain containing 2. Bases 128 to 1573 code for a protein of 481 amino acids. Gene Ontology annotation, molecular function: triacylglycerol lipase activity. The transcript is spliced from 9 exons. The record is from RefSeq and is a predicted model, not a curated record. NCBI's taxonomy places the organism in Eukaryota, Metazoa, Chordata, Mammalia, Primates, Cebidae. Gene Ontology annotation, cellular component: cytoplasm; membrane; lipid droplet. Gene Ontology annotation, biological process: lipid homeostasis; positive regulation of triglyceride catabolic process; triglyceride catabolic process.